AUGGUCAGAGCUGGUCGGGGCGGGGAGAAUUGCAUCACUACGAGUUGGACUCAACACUGGUUAGGGGCGGCCCGAGACCUCCACAAUUUCGUAUCAGACCGAUCAGAUCGUUCCCCGCUCUCCCCGCGGGGAUAUCUUCUUUAUUUCACAGCGCCUGCCUUGCGCCAUGCUCAAAGGAGCCCGCUUCCCGUCGAUCGGUAUCUCCCCGGCCCCGAAGGGAGGUCUACCCACUCCAAGGUAUUCGUGUCCUGCUCCCGACCACCAUGGACAAUUGGACACGUUCGCCCCAGGUUCGAUUGA
This is a messenger RNA of Heterobasidion irregulare TC 32-1, 300 nucleotides long. RefSeq lists its product as uncharacterized. The transcript is spliced from 2 exons. NCBI's taxonomy places the organism in Eukaryota, Fungi, Basidiomycota, Agaricomycetes, Russulales, Bondarzewiaceae. The record is from RefSeq and is a predicted model, not a curated record. The coding region runs from base 1 to 300 and encodes 99 amino acids.